AAUUGUGACCAGACUCCGUAGCCAUCUCACAAAGGAACAAGGGGGACACGAAUUGACACGACGUUGUCAGUUUUUUUUUCUGGCCUCAGAACAACUUAAAUCUAAGAUCCACGCUGCCAGUGAGGAUGUUGAGCCUACUACGCCCUCUGCUGGCCAUCUGGGUGUCAUUCCUCAUCUCAAACGAGGCCGCCCCAAGAUACAGCAACGGCUUCUUCUAUCAAGACAUCACGAACGGCGAUGGCAACGGAGAGAUCUAUUUUAAUGGGGUGCGUCUCCGUGUGGAGUCCCUCCAACCGUUGGUGUCAGCAGCCAGGGGCAGCAACGUCACACUGCCCUGUUACUACCACUACGAACCUGAGAUCAACGGCCCCCGCCGGACCCGGGUCAAAUGGUCUUGGCUUCCCGCCAACGGUGCAGGCCGGAACGCCGACGAGACCGACGUGAUGGUUGCCAUGGGCAACCGCCACCGUAGCUAUGGCAACUUCAAGGGAAGGGUGCGACUUCGGCGGGCGGAGCCGGGGGACAUGUCUUUGGUGAUCAAUGAGCUGAACCUGAACGACACGGGCCGCUACCGCUGUGAGGUCAUCGACGGCCUGGAGGACGAGAGCGUCACGGUGGAGCUGGAAUUAAGAGGAGUUGUAUUUCCUUACCAUGGCCAGAAGGGACGCUACCAGUUCAGCUUCCUGGAGGCUCAGCGUGCGUGUGAGGAGCAGGAUUCGACCCUGGCUACCUUCGAGCAGCUCUUCACUGCCUGGGAGGAGGGGCUAGACUGGUGCAACGCCGGCUGGUUAGCCGACGGAACUGCUCAGUACCCAAUCACCACGCCUCGGGAGGCCUGUGGAGGCACAGACCUAGCCCCUGGUCUCCGUAGUUACGGACAGCGGCAGCGCCACCUCCACCGUUUCGAUGCCUUCUGUUUCUCAGCAGCCCCCAAAGGGACGGUCUACUUCCUUAAUCAUCCGCAGAAGCUCAACUUCACCGAGGCGGUGGCAGCGUGCGUCCAAGAUGGGGGUCACAUCGCCAACGUGGGCCAGCUCUACGCCGCAUGGCGGUUCAUGGGAUUGGACCAUUGCGAUGCCGGCUGGUUGGCCGAUGGGAGCGUCCGUUACCCCAUCGCCAAGGUCCGCCCAAACUGCGGGCCCUCAGAACCAGGGGUGCGUAGUUCUGGCUUCCCACCUCAGCAUCAAAAAUACAGUGUGUACUGCUAUCGGUAAACCUUCCAUCAACAUCAGCGCAACGAACACCAGAGCAUAAAAUAUAAGUAUCAAGCUCAACUACAUCCUAUACUAGCCACUUCUCCUUUCACCACAAACGCUGUUUCGAAACACUACCGUGGGCUGUUUGUUAGCAUUAGCAGGUCCCGCCCUUGCGGCUUUCAAAGUAGUUUAAUCGACAACUGCAUUGUCCUGGUCUCUUUAUGCAGUAACAGUCAGUUGCUACACGUUAGUCUCCAAAACCAGACUCUAGGCAGGAGCACUUCUGAAUUGCAACAAAGAUGUCUAGAGACUUCUCCCAAGAACAAGAUGCAUCGUUCUGCAGCCCCACCUACAGGGUUGCCAGAUUUCAUUGACUGUAAACCACAUGAUCACCCAAAAACUCCACAAAAAAAACUCCAAACGCAAUUUUUUUUUAUACAUACUAUCUGUAAAUUGACCUACCCAAGCCCAUUUAAUGAGUCAUUAAAAAUAUCCCAAAAUGCAGGAAAACUCCCCAUUGGGGCAAAAUUGCCUAGCGAUUCAGGUUUACAGUGUCAGGUUUGGUUCACAGUAAAUAGUAGUUACAUUUCAAACUCAGGGAUGAUGUUCAACCCCAGCAAUGCCUUCAUAAUGCUUUGUCAAUGAUAUUGUCGCCCAACAAAGCUAUUCCCUGUGUUCUGCUGAAGUGUCGCUAUCUUACUGUUCUUACUGCACUUUCAGUUCAGUUUAUGUAAUUUGUAGUCUUAGGCACAUUUCUGGAUAACCUUCAUGUGUUAUGUAUUUUGAACUCUUGUUUUUUAUAAGGGUUGAAAUGUAUUGAUUACGUCAUGACAGUAUUUUAUAACCCCCCUUGAAGAGAGCACAGUUAUGUUUUUCAUCUACAUGUUACUUUAAUUAGGUUGUAUGAGUGUAAUUACAUUUUCUACCAAAUCAUAAAAUCAAGUCUUUAAAAAAGACUUUCUUUGUGAUCGAUUACACCAUUACGUGACCUUUGUUGGAUGACGUAUGUAUUUGCAAGUUGACCACUUGAAACAAAUAAAAAA
This is a messenger RNA of Esox lucius (northern pike), 2239 nucleotides long. It is a transcript of the gene hapln3, whose product is annotated as hyaluronan and proteoglycan link protein 3. Gene Ontology annotation, biological process: cell adhesion. The transcript is spliced from 5 exons. Gene Ontology annotation, molecular function: hyaluronic acid binding. The record is from RefSeq and is a predicted model, not a curated record. Bases 126 to 1214 code for a protein of 362 amino acids. NCBI's taxonomy places the organism in Eukaryota, Metazoa, Chordata, Actinopteri, Esociformes, Esocidae.